AGGGGAGGUGAGGACCUUGGCAACUUGAAGUGAUGGAUCAUGUUGAAGUUGAAGUGAUGGAUCAUGGAGCUUAAAAUGGAGAGAGGAAGAAGUGAGGUGGGAGAGACUGAGAGCUAGAAAAAGAUCAGAGGGCUGAAAGUCUUGAAGAUUAAGGUAUAAUAUGAAAAUGCGAAUGAGCGUUGGAAGAUUAGCAUAUGAGGUUGUGGUCAAAAAGUAGGAGCAGCUGGGGAAAGAAGUUACAAAUGUCAAUUGCCAUGUGGCUAAAAGAGUGGAGAUGAAGAUCAUCGGAACUCAAGAAACUGAGUCUCUAGGGCCUCGGUAAGAUUAUCCAUGUAAACUUGAAAGUUGUCUGGGAUGAUAACAGAAUUCCGAAGGCUGAUCCAUAGGCCAGAAGCCUCAGUAACUGAGGGUGAGGGAAGUGGACAACGAGGAGGAAGAAGGGAGGUUACAGGCUGAUGGAAAGAGCCUCAGAGAGGCAGGGUUUGUAUCCUGUUGCGGAUGAGUGAAGCUGGAAGUAGCAUCAGAUUUUUCACAUUCAAAAUUAACAAAGCAAAAUAAGCCAAGAUGUCUGUUGAUCCGAUGACCUAUGAGGCCCAGUUCUUUGGCUUCACACCGCAAACGUGCAUGCUUAGGAUCUACAUUGCAUUUCAAGACUACCUAUUUGAAGUGAUGCAGGCUGUUGAACAGGUUAUUCUGAAGAAACUGGAUGGCAUCCCAGACUGUGCGAUUAGCCCAGUCCAGAUUCGUAAGUGCACGGAAAAGUUUCUUUGCUUCAUGAAAGGACGUUUUGAUAACCUUUUUGGCAAAAUGGAGCAGCUGUUUUUACAGUUGAUAUUGCGUAUUCCCCCAAAUGUCUUGCUUCCGGAAGAUAAAUCUCAGGAGACGCAUCCUUAUAGGGAGGAAGAAUUCCAGCUUCUCCAAAAAGAAAUUGAACAGUUACAGGAGAAGUAUAAGACUGAAUUAUGCACUAAGCAGGCCCUUCUUGCAGAAUUAGAAGAGCAAAAAAUUGUUCAGGCCAAACUCAAACAGACAUUAUCUUUGUUUGAUGAGCUUGAAAAUGUUGGCAGAGACCAUGGGACUAGUGAUUUUAGGGAGAGCUUGGUGUUCCUGGUCCAGAACUCCAGAAAACUACAGAAUAUUAGAGGCAAUGUGGAAAAGGAAGGCAAAAGACUGAAAAUAUCUUAAUGUCUAAAUAGUAAGAGGAGUUUGUCAGAAGGUAGAAUGAUAAGGGGUUUAUAUCAAUGACCAUUCUGAUCCUAGUGAACUGUGUACUUUUGGGGGGUCUUCUUUGUUCACUCUUCCUUGUAUUCCACAUCCUCCUCUUUUUUGGUCCAAUCUCCUGAAGCAUCUAUGCACUACCUUGGACUAAUCUUUGAAGCAUCUGUGCUUAGCAGCCCCUAACAGGUGGGAAGGGAUUCUUGGUUCAAUACUGACUCAUUUGGCGGCAUGACUGAAGAAGUAAAGCUUUCCCUGGCCAUUCAAAGGUAUUUGUAAAAGUUGUACCUUGGUCAUGAGUCCUCUGUAACCUUCAUCCUUUUGCCUUACUCUUUGGGUGAGACCAAGUGAGAAAAAAGUUAAGUGGCCAUCUUCUUUAACCAGCCACUGCACUGUGGGACAGCCAACACAGAUGGCUUGUUCUUGCCCAGUAACUUUUCUCACACGGGGACUUUAAUAACUCGUUGAAGGAGGCAAGGAGCAGACAAAACAAUUAUGACCCUUAGAAAGAAGAAAGAAGUUACUUUGUUUCUGAAAUAAAUCCUUUCCGUGACCAAGGCCUUGGUGAGGUUGAAGAGGUUACUGUCUUGGAGCCCAGCAAUGGAAGACAUGGACAAAAAGGACGCAGAUUUCACUGGCAAAGAAAAGGAAGCCUGGAACAUACCCAAGAGCAAAAUGUAUAUUAACUGACUAUUAGGUAUUUAUACCAUUUUUUUUCAUGCUUCAGUUAGUUUUGGAAUCUGCCUUGUACCUAAUAUUUAAUUAACUUAUUUAUUC
Messenger RNA from Kogia breviceps (pygmy sperm whale), 1992 nucleotides. The record is from RefSeq and is a predicted model, not a curated record. NCBI's taxonomy places the organism in Eukaryota, Metazoa, Chordata, Mammalia, Artiodactyla, Physeteridae.